CAGCUUGCUCUCGCCAUGCACCUCGCACAUCUCAUCCUCACCGUCUUCCUGGGACAGCUCCUCGGCACCUCGGGACAGAUCACGGUCAACCAGGAAGAUGAACAAGUCAUGGUGAAGGAGGGACACACCUUCCACACCAUCUGCAAAUAUCAGACCAGUGUUAUUAAUGCCUUGCUCUGGUACCAGCUGCGGAAAGGCCAAGCCCCCCAGCUGCUCUCCUAUCAAUCAGGGACUAGUCCCAGGCACAGCGGCCGUAUCACCACGCACCUGAACAUCACGGGGGAAUCCAGUGUGCUGAAGGUGGAGGAAGUGCAGGGCUCUGACAGUGCCUUGUACCUGUGUGCUGUGCAAGACACCCUGGACACUGGAUAUACAAACAGACUGACCUUUGGAAGUGGGACCAGGCUGCUGGUAAAGCCCAAAGUUACUCCAUCUCCCUCAGUCUACAGGCUGACCUCUAAAGAUGACCAGAAUCUGGAAAUGUGCCUUAUCACAGAUUACUCCCCUGAAAAGCUCGAUCUUAACUCAGCUGAGCAGCACACAUCUGCUGUUGUGGAGGUGGAAAGUGCAGAGAGCAGCAAGGAAUCCAGCUACCUGUCCACCUACUGGGCCAAGAGGGAUGAGCUGCACUGUGGUGCCAGGCACGAGGGCUUUGGAGAGCUGCAGGGCGAGGACCCUGAGAGUGGUGCCAGUGCUGUCUGUGUCACAGGGCUGUCCCCACACUUCAGGACAGAUGAACGCCUGAACACACUGUCUCUAUCACAGCUGGGCCUCAAAAUAGUUUUAAUGAAAGCAGUACUUUUUAAUGUGCUGAUGACGAUGCUUGUGUGGAAGAAGAAAAAGGACUGAAAGUGGUGCAGUCCUGCAGUACCAAAACCAUCAGAGAGCAUCGUGAGCAGGAGGGAGCACGGGGACAUUCCUCGUGCAGAGGACAUCAUUGCUGUUCUUAUAAACCACUCCAGCCAUUAUAUUAUAAAUUGCUUUAUUUGCAUUGCUUUAAAACUACUCAAAAGGAAACAUUUUCAGCAUUCUGCCCUCCUGGGUCAUUCACCAUACAGAGCCUCUUCUGCAUGAAGCAGACUUUGCUAUAAUCACACCCUGCCAAGCAUCACUGUUACUUGCAUUAAAAUGAUGAGUUCUGCCUGCAGCAAUGCAGUUUGUUAAAAACUGCAAGCUAAAUAUCACCUGAAUGGGAACUUUUCCCAUUUGGGUAGCUUUAGGGUAUUCGUGUCUCUUACAAACCUUUUCAGGUGCAAAUGAAACACUUUGAAAAACAAAGGGAAACUGACUCAGGAUACACUGUCCUGCCAGGCUUUGCUAGAUCAAAGCAAAAUAUCCCUUUUUUUCCCCCUAAAGGAUGAGCUGCAGGUCUCCCAGAAGUCCCAAAUUCAGUGAAAUUUUCACUUCAAUAUCACAGGGAAAAAAAAAAGAAAAAUAAUAUUUUUUAUUAUU
Molecule: messenger RNA, 1452 nt
Organism: Oenanthe melanoleuca
Lineage: Eukaryota; Metazoa; Chordata; Aves; Passeriformes; Muscicapidae
Product: M1-specific T cell receptor alpha chain-like
Exons: 8
Coding region: 16-849 (277 amino acids)
Molecular function (GO): peptide antigen binding
Source: RefSeq, a predicted model, not a curated record